AUGCCGAAGGUGACGAAGAGAACGGAGCGCGACGCGCGCGAGUUGGUCGACGCCUCGGGCGCGAUCGUCGCCGACGACGCGGACGCGCUGCGACCGGUGUACGCGCCGCUCGGCGCGCCCACGGAGACGCGAAAGGGAACGAAACACGAGUACCGCAAGGUGAACGUCCCGGCGCAUCGGUUCGCGCCGCUCCGAGAGCACUGGAUGGCGCUGUACGAACCGGUGACGAAACAGAUGAAGAUCGACGUGCGGAUGAAUCUGAAAUCGAAAAAGGUGGAGCUGAAGACGACGGAGAGGACGGAGGACGAGAGCGCGCUGCAGAAGAGCGCGGAUUUCGUGCAGGCGUUUCUGCUCGGGUUCGACGUGCAAGACGCGGUGGCGCUGUUGAGGUUGGAUGACUUGUACUUGGAGUGUUUUGAGGUGAAGGAUGUGAAGACGCUGCGGGGAGAGCACAUGAGCCGCGGGAUCGGGCGAUUGGCGGGGAAGAAUGGAAAGACGAAGUUUACGAUUGAAAACGCGACGCGGACGCGCAUCGUCAUCGCCGAUCAGCACAUUCGGAUUUUAGGAUCGUUUCAGAACAUCAAGGUGGCGCGAGACGCGAUUUGUUCGCUCAUCUUAGGCUCGCCUCCGGGCAAGGUGUACUCGCGCUUGCGAGCCGUCACCGCGCGCUUGGCCGAGCGGUUUUAA
Messenger RNA from Ostreococcus lucimarinus CCE9901, 687 nucleotides. RefSeq lists its product with no specific name. The transcript has a single exon. Gene Ontology annotation, molecular function: RNA binding. Bases 1 to 687 code for a protein of 228 amino acids. Gene Ontology annotation, cellular component: nucleolus. The record is from RefSeq and is a predicted model, not a curated record. NCBI's taxonomy places the organism in Eukaryota, Viridiplantae, Chlorophyta, Mamiellophyceae, Mamiellales, Bathycoccaceae.